ACGGCAACAUUUGGACAACGAAUGCGGCUGCAGGAAAUAUAAAGAGGUGCUGAAGUCGAGCAUUUGCGAUACAUACUUCUGAGACAAUGAAGUUUUCAUUGAUCGUAUUGAGCCUACUGGCUCCGUCUUUUGCUGCGCCGAAUUCUCUCAGGCUAUGGUCCAGAAGACAGGACCGUAUAAUCGGGGGUACCGAAACCACCAUAACGGAGUACCCCUGGCAGCUGUCUCUCCUCCUCGAAGGGUCCCACAGGUGCGGAGCUUCUAUCAUCAGCUCCAACUGGGCGUUGACGGCUGCCCACUGCAUCGAUGGUGUCCCGGCAUCUCUGUUGACUGUGCGUGCCGGCUCCUCGUACAGAAACAGUGGUGGGACUGUGCUCGAUGUAGCACAGGCUAUCAAAAACAAAUUGUUCUACAGCCCGGCUGGCGACUAUGACAUUGCGGUGGUGCAGCCCGCUGAGCCAUUCCCGCUGGGGUCUGAUGUGCAGCCCGUGGGCCUUCCAGACGCCGGAUAUGAUCCUCCAACGGGCCUGGCCGUUACUGUGACGGGCUGGGGACUGAUAGGGACCGGUGGAAGCUAUGCAAACACACUGCUGAAGGUGGACAUUAAUAUUGUCGAUCGCUCUACUUGCCAGGAAAACAUUGGUACCCUCAUAACGAAGCGGAUGGUGUGCGCCGGCGAGGCAGGCAAGUCUGUCUGCAAUGGGGACUCGGGAGGUCCACUCGUCAGUGGUACCACACAGGUGGGCAUCGUGUCCUGGGGAGGCUUCACAUGCGAAGGCUAUGGCUCAGUUUAUACAAACAUUGGAGAACUACGUUCGUGGGUCACCAAUACUACAGGAAUUUAACAGGAAGGACAGUUCCGCCACUGAUUUUCCAGCUGUGGUAAACAACAAAUGAGACAUGUACUGUACUAUACGAGUAUGUUACUCUUUUAUUCAUAUUCGAAUUGGUCGUUUUGUAUUGCCAUUAGUUGUAUUAUUCCCAAUGUGAAAUGUUAUAAUUUCCUUUCUAUCUGAAAUAAAUUCGUAGUUCUCUGCAUA
This is a messenger RNA of Schistocerca nitens (vagrant locust), 1040 nucleotides long. Its product is annotated as trypsin beta-like. The transcript has 2 exons. Bases 87 to 845 code for a protein of 252 amino acids. The record is from RefSeq and is a predicted model, not a curated record. Gene Ontology annotation, molecular function: serine-type endopeptidase activity. Lineage: Eukaryota; Metazoa; Arthropoda; Insecta; Orthoptera; Acrididae. Gene Ontology annotation, biological process: proteolysis.